Molecule: messenger RNA, 665 nt
Organism: Aedes albopictus (Asian tiger mosquito)
Lineage: Eukaryota; Metazoa; Arthropoda; Insecta; Diptera; Culicidae
Product: osteopontin
Exons: 2
Coding region: 178-576 (132 amino acids)
Source: RefSeq, a predicted model, not a curated record
GUGAACCGGUAUUCCGCAACCCUGUUGCAUAUGAGAGAGCCUAUAAAAUAUCACAGAACGCCAGUUGUGUACAAAUGUGUCUCAAAACAAUUGCGUUCCAUAUAAAUACCGCCGGUAAUUAAAUACUGCCAACAGUUUUUGUGAUCAACCUCUCAGUAGCAAUCACCACCUGCAAGAAUGAAAACCGCGAUAUUGUUGAGUCUGGUUACGAUCAGUGCCGUAGUUUUGGCAAGACCUAACCAAAUAUCGACCGAUAGUGAUUUUUUGAAACUGUUGGAUUCGGCAAUAGCUGAGGCACAGGAUCUGCACAAAGAUGAUCCUGGAACUCAACAACAACAACACGUUCAAGAUGUCAAUCACACCUCGGAAGAAGUGGAUGAUGACCAUUCGUUAGAACACGAUGAUGACCACGAUCAUGAUGACCAUGACGAUGAACAUGAUUUCAGUCACGAAGAUUGCGAUCAUUCUGAGGAAUCACCUGAAUCUGAUGAGUAUCACCCAAGUACGCCAGCACAGGAUACCGAAACGACGACAAAUGACCCGAACCUCCAAUCAGCCUUGGUCCUAGAUGUAUAAAGGAUAUCGGCAAGAACAACAAGAAUGUAGCUUUACGGAGUAUUAUUUCGUUAAAUCUUAACCGGAAUUUUAAUUUGAAUCGAGAAAAU